UCCACAGUUCUUGUUAUGGUUACAAUGAAAUUGACAAUUGUUUUGUUUUUAAUUUUUUACUCAUCUGCAGCUGAAAAAACUGCAAUCCAAGAAUUUACAAACGCAAACAGUCAAUUUACUUCAUCAGUCUACAAGCAAUUGAGCAAAUCAGAAAAUGGCAAUUUCAUUGUAAGUCCUUUCUCUGCUGAAACGAUCGUUGCAUUCGCCCAAUCUGGAUGUAAAGGAGACUCAGCACAAGAAUUACGCAAUGGUUUACAUCUCCCAGAUGAUAAAACCAAAGUAGAAUCAGCAUUAAAAUCCCUAUUACCGAAAAUCAAGGGCAAUGAUCUCUACACUCUCCACACGGCAAACAAAAUGUACGUAAAAAAAGAUUUUACGAUCAAAGAAGAGUUCAAAAGAGCCGCAAGUCAGGUCUAUUAUGCUGACAUUGAAAAUAUCGAUUUUACCAAAAGUGUUGAAGCUGCAAAUGCUAUGAAUAGUUGGGUGGAAAAACAUACAAAAAGCAAAAUCAAAAAUUUGAUCAAUUCGGAUGAUUUGGACCAGAAUACUCGAGCAAUUUUGAUAAAUGCUUUGUAUUUCAAAGCCAACUGGUCACUUCAGUUUCCAUUACCUGCAACCUACAAAAAUAAAUUCUAUAAAACUACUUCCGACUCGAUUGAAGUUGAUAUGAUGACACAUUUCAACAAACAUUUCAAUUAUUACGAAUGUCCACAUUUAAAAGCCAAAUUUUUGGAAUUACCGUUUCAAGGGGGUGAAGCCUCGAUGAUUUUCGUGCUUCCGAACGAAAAAGAUGGYCUUGAAAGUCUUGAAAAUCAGUUAGAAUCAGUUUUUGUGCCUCAACACCACUUGGAACYAACACUUGUAAAUGUGGUCCUGCCUAAAUUCCGAAUUGAGAGUUUAAUCAAUUUUGUUGAAAUUUUAAAAAAAUUGGGUGUUAAAAAAGUGUUUAAUGAAAAAGAAGCCGAUUUGAGUGGAAUUGCAGGUAAAAAAGGAGAUUUGGUGGUCAAUAAAAUUGCCCAAAAAACUUAUAUUGACUUAGGCGAAGGAGGGGUUGAAGCAGCUGCUGCUACUUAUGUCAUUACAGCUUUUCCUGUCUCUGCUCUUUUGGAACAACCCAAACCAAAAAUUUUCAUAGCUGAUCAUCCCUUUAUCUUCUAUAUAAAAGUUAAGGAUCUUAUCCUGUUUGCUGGAAGAGUUACCAAUCCUGCACACUAAAUAAAUAAUUUUUAAUCUA
Molecule: messenger RNA, 1234 nt
Organism: Tribolium madens (black flour beetle)
Lineage: Eukaryota; Metazoa; Arthropoda; Insecta; Coleoptera; Tenebrionidae
Product: alaserpin-like
Exons: 4
Coding region: 16-1215 (399 amino acids)
Molecular function (GO): serine-type endopeptidase inhibitor activity
Source: RefSeq, a predicted model, not a curated record